Molecule: messenger RNA, 930 nt
Organism: Prunus persica (peach)
Lineage: Eukaryota; Viridiplantae; Streptophyta; Magnoliopsida; Rosales; Rosaceae
Product: upstream activation factor subunit spp27
Exons: 2
Coding region: 189-638 (149 amino acids)
Cellular component (GO): nucleus
Source: RefSeq, a predicted model, not a curated record
CCAAAAAAAAAAAAAGAAAGAAAAGAAGCUAAUAGGAGGAGAGGGGGAGAGGAACCGUUUGAAAAUAGGCAGAAGUGGGUCUUCUAAAUAUUAGGGCACAGAGAUCAAAGAGAGAGAGAGAGAGCAGAGAGCAGAAAAUUGUGUUGCAGUGACUUGUGUGUGUGAGAGAGAGAGAGAGGCUGAGAACAAUGUCGUCUUCCAAUGUGUUUAGGGUUUUCAGAGGAUGCAGGGCUCUCAUGGCACCGGCCAGAUCCUCCAGCUCCACUGCUGGAGCUGCUGUUUCUGCCUCAAAGGCCGCCACUGCUGCCGAACCAAAGCCAAAGGCCAAGCCCAAGGCCAAGCCCAAGGCAGCAGCUGACUCGACCAAACCCAAAAUCCCUAACAGGAGCCUCGGGAUUAUGAAGCCAACGCCGAUCUCACCAGCUCUUGGUAGCUUCCUUGGCGCCUCUGAGUCCUCUCGUGCUGAGGCCGUCAAGCAGAUCUGGGCCCACAUCAAGCUCCACAACCUGCAGAAUCCUGCUAAUAAGAGGGAGAUCCACUGUGAUGACAAGCUCAAGGCAAUUUUUGAAGGGAAGGAAAAAGUCGGCUUUUUGGAAAUUGGGAAGCUUCUUUCGCGCCACUUUGUGAAGACUGAAUGAAUGCUCAUUCAAUCUCUAAUUGAUGCAUUUUGCUUUGAAUCGAUGUCCCUAACCCCUGUUUAAAAAAGAAAAAGCAAAUCCAUUUGGAGAUAGUGUAAGUUUCACACCUAUGUUUGGGACCAUAUUAUGCAGGCUUGGGGUUUGAUGAUUGAAUUUUAGCUGGAAUGCCUUUUGGUUUUGGAUGUGUAAAAAGUACGUAGGAUCAUGAAAUGACUUUUAUGUAGAUCAUUUUCUCGUAUUUCAGUUUCACUGUUGCUUUUAGCUGUGGUGAAUAUCAUAUCAUUGAUCUUAA